AUGGACUCAGCCGUGGAGAAGAAGCGUCUAGAUAAGCUUGCCCGCGUUAGGGAGAACCAGCGCAAAUCAAGAGCGCGGAAACAGGACCACCUCCAGGAUCUGGAACGGAAGGUCCUUAGCCUCCAACGAGAGCUCGACCGGAGGGAUGUCGAAAACAGGCUAGCUGUCCAAAGACUAGAGGCCGAGAAUCGAAAACUAAGAGAUCUGCACCUGUUCCUGGGGGUUCCACCUGAUGCCCUCGAGGAGUAUUUGCGGAUCGUUGACGACCCGGUCAUGGCCCAGAAGGUUGCGAUUCCGGCACUUCAACGACCCCAAGGAUCCCAAAUGCAGCCUGAGAAGGUCAAAUGGACGCAGCCUGAGCCGAAUCCCAGGACCGACACUCCGUUAGGCCACGAGUCUGUGGUCGGUACAUGCCAGCCCAGCACGAGUGAACCUCGAUGUAGACAACCCAGAGCAACGCCGCUUCCUCCUUUCUGUGCAUGCUCAGCCGACGAGGGGCCGGAGUCUCUGCCGAUCAGCGAGCGAGUCCUCAACACGACUUUCUGCGCCAUUGCCGAGAAACUGGUGAACCAGUACAACGCUCGCGGCGUCGACGUCUCGGAAAUCCAGGCGAAGCUCCGCAAAGGCUUCUUCCGCAGCAGCUCCGAAGAAGGAUGCCGAGUCCAGAACCAGAACGCGCAUCACGCCCACUUCUGUCGUCUAGCGACCCAUUUGACCACGUACACCAACCCCAGCAAUACCGGGACCUCAAUCAGCGGACCAACCGUCGCAGCUAAGGCCUGGUCACUAUCUACCCCAAACGCCGCGAUCGCCACCGCAAUCGCCAGCUCAAAGUUAUUGCUCGCGGCCGUAAAGCUCUGCGUGCAGGACAGCUUAUACCCGAAUCCGAACCGCCUCGUCACCGCAAGCGUCACCAGGAAAAUAACCGCGAAGUAG
Aspergillus mulundensis is the source of this 936-nucleotide messenger RNA. RefSeq names its product bZIP transcription factor. The transcript has 3 exons. NCBI's taxonomy places the organism in Eukaryota, Fungi, Ascomycota, Eurotiomycetes, Eurotiales, Aspergillaceae. Bases 1 to 936 code for a protein of 311 amino acids. The record is from RefSeq and is a predicted model, not a curated record.